Molecule: messenger RNA, 953 nt
Organism: Chelonus insularis
Lineage: Eukaryota; Metazoa; Arthropoda; Insecta; Hymenoptera; Braconidae
Product: heat shock factor-binding protein 1
Exons: 3
Coding region: 585-839 (84 amino acids)
Biological process (GO): cellular heat acclimation
Cellular component (GO): nucleus; cytosol
Molecular function (GO): transcription corepressor activity
Source: RefSeq, a predicted model, not a curated record
AUAAGUCAAUUUACUUUUAAAUUUACUAAAUAAAUUAAUAUUAAUUAAAUAAUCAUUGAAUUAAUAAUAUUUAAACUAUUUAAUUACUUUUGAAAAAUUCUUGAUUCAAAACAUCGGAUCACUUUCGAGAAAUGUGUAGCUAAAUAUUGAAUUAAAUAAUCAACUAAUCACGUAAAAAUAUUUAUUUUAAUAAAAAAAUUGAAUACAAAAUCGUUAAAUCAGCUGACAAUGUUAUACUUUAGAUAUUUUAUUUGUCAAUAAAAUAUUUUUUUGGUUAGGUUAAAAAGUUAGAUCAAUAGAUAAAGCUUGUAUCAACAUUGGCACCAUCGUCAUAGCAUUUUCGAUCAAAUUUGUUAUAUACAAGAAUAUCAGGCACAAUAAAAAACAACAUUGAAAACCUUCGCAUGCGCUAAGAAGUGAAAUAUUCGAAAUAAUAUCAUUAAACUGCUUUAUCUAAUUCAUAAGCAUAAAAUUCAAGUCUCCAAAGUUUCAAGUUUGUGUACACAUUUUAGUGACGUUUAGCACGAAAUAACAGCUUUCAAACCUAAAACACAGUGAAUUAAAUCCAGCAAUUUACCAAAAUCAUGGCUGAUAUCAAACAAGAACUUAAAUCCGAAGAUGGAGACAACUAUCCCAUGGGCAAUAAUGCUGAUCCAAAGAAUAUGCAGGAGUUGACACAAUUCGUCCAAACUCUUCUUCAAGGCAUGCAGGAUAAAUUUCAGUCCAUGUCAGACCAAAUCAUAGGGAGAAUAGACGAAAUGGGAAAUAGAAUAGAUGAUUUGGAGAAAAACAUAGCAGAUCUGAUGACUCAAGCUGGUGUAGAGAAUGCUGACAAAUGAACAAUCAAUAUCCAACAAAAUAUGAAUAUAUCAUAUCUAUUCUGAAUUUAAAUGUUUCCUUCUCUGCCAUCGAUAUACUUUAUUGGCUCUAACAAAUAAAAUAGAAUCAAUACG